Messenger RNA from Paramecium pentaurelia, 412 nucleotides. The record is from the annotation of a GenBank genome assembly. Lineage: Eukaryota; Ciliophora; Oligohymenophorea; Peniculida; Parameciidae.
AAUGAAAUAAUAAUAUAGAUCAUAAACUCCAGUUUUAGGAGCAAGUCUAUUUGAUUUCAAUAUACCAUAAAUGACAAUUACUGGUUAAUAUAAAAUUAGAAAUGCUUGUGUCUUAAAAAAAUUAUGUCCAGAAAAAAAGAGGAAUUAUAACAAUCCUAUUAAAUUAGUAAACCCUAGAAAGAAUAUGAAAUAUUUAUUCCUAAAUAUUGAUAUUAAUGAUCCAAAAUAUUAUGAUAGUGACUCAGAUUAUUAAUAUAGAAGUAUGCCAAAAUAGAAAGUAUUAAAAUAAAAUAUUUAACGAAAAUCAAUGUCAAUUAAACAUACUAAUUUAGAGAUGUCAAUUAGUAAUUUAGAACUGAUAUAGAGACCGUUUUGUAAGCAUUUAAGAUCAAAGUCUUUAAAAUUUACUUGA